AUGAGAUCGCUCCGCUUCAUUUCUGCCACGGCCCUGGUGUCUCACCCCCAGGUGGCCCAGCAGAGCCUGGACAGUGUGGCCCACAACCUCUACCCUCUCCUCUUCAAAGCCAGCUACUUGCUGGAGCAGGCGGCGCUGAUCCGCGCCCUGCUGGCGCGCUGGCCCCUGGAGGAGUUCCGGCUGAGCGCGCUGCUGGGGCCGGGCUCGGAAGCCGCGGAGGACCUGCGGGACCGCACCUGCAGGGCCUGCCUGGAGGCCUGUGUGCAAGGCCUCGCAGACCACGUGCUCCGGGCUGGGGGGCCCCGGCGCCUGCGCGUGGCUGACCUCACGGGCGUCCGAGACGUGCAGGUGCAGCGGUGCCCGUGUGGGAGGGCGCUGGGCAGGUGGGGCCGCACCGAGCUGCUGGCCAGGACCUGCUGCCAGCUGCAGGGGGAGGCCCCCGCGGCCCGGCGCCCCGUCCGGGUCGUCGCCGAUCUCUUCGUCACCGAUGGAAACUUCGAGGUGGUGGUGCGGGCCCUGGGGCCGGCGGGCCCUGCCCCACUGCGUGUGCACUGCGUGUCCUUCCGGGCGGACAGCCUGGGCCCCAGCCAGCUCUCACAGGUGCUGCGUCUGGCCGGGCCGGGGGAGCUGCGCCGGCUGGAGGUGGUGCACAACGUGCGCUUACACGCCGGCCACGUGCAGGAGCUGCUGGCCGAGGUGCGCUUCCCCCAGCUGGCCUCGCUCACCCUGCCGGCCAGGGCCUUCGACGCGCCCCCCGCCGGCACCCGCAGCCCCGGUGGCGAGGACCCCCUCCUGUCCUCCAUCGCCCGGGAGCUCAGCCGGAUGAGCCGGCUCACGGAGCUGAGCGUGGCCUUCUCCACGCUGACGGGGAAGAUCCCGAAACUGCUCGGGCCCCUACGGACGCCGCUGAGGACCCUGGACCUGGCCAACUGCUCCCUGAACCACACAGACAUGGCCUUCUUGGCAGACUGUGCCCACGCCACGUGCCUGGAGGUGCUGGACCUCAGCGGCCACAACCUGUUCAGCCUGUUCCCUUCCACCUUCUCCAGGCUGCUGAGCCGGGCGGCCCGGACGCUGAGGGUGCUCACCGUGGAGGAGUGUGGCAUCGAAGAUCGGCACGUGGGCAUGCUGACCCUGGCCCUGAGCCCUUGCCACGAGCUCCGUGAGCUCCGCUUCCUGGGGAACCCACUGUCGGCCCAGGCCCUGAGGCGCCUCUUCGUGGCUCUCUGCGAGCUGGGCAAGCUCGGGACUGUCGAGUUCCCGGUGCCCAAAGACUGCUACCCCGAGGGCACGGCCUACCCCCAGGACGAGCUGGCCAUGUCCAAGUUCGACCAGCAGAAGUAUGAUGCGAUCGCCGAGGAUCUCCGUGCCGUGCUGCUUAGGGCCGGCCGGGCUGACGUCCAGGUCUGCACGCCUCUCUUCGGAAGUUUCGACCCAGACAUCCAAGAGACCAGCAACGAGCUUGGAGCUUUUUUGCUGCGAGCUUUCAAAGCUGCUCUAGAAAACUUCUCCAGAGCCCUGGAGCAAAUGCAGUAG
Molecule: messenger RNA, 1536 nt
Organism: Neogale vison (American mink)
Lineage: Eukaryota; Metazoa; Chordata; Mammalia; Carnivora; Mustelidae
Gene: LRRC14B
Product: leucine rich repeat containing 14B
Exons: 2
Coding region: 1-1536 (511 amino acids)
Cellular component (GO): cytoplasm
Source: RefSeq, a predicted model, not a curated record